AUGGCUGCAGCUCCUCAAGCACCAGGGAGGGGAUCUGUUCGGAAGACCAGACCUUUAGUCAUAAAGACCUCACUGAAUAACCCAUAUACUAUCUGCUGGAGUACUCUGGAGAGAGAAGAUAUGCACUUCAUAUUGCAGACACUUGAAGACAGAUUUAAAUAUAUCGGACUUCAGAAGAUUGAAGAUAAGAAGAAAAAGAAAAAACAGCCUUUGCUCAACAAACAAAGCAGAGAAAAAUGUAACACAGAUGUUGAUAUUAAUGAGGAUCUGAAAGAGAAAAAAACAGAUGAUAACGAGCAGGUGUCAGGGUGGACUCCUGUGCAUGCCAGGAAACAGCUUGCCAUUGGAGUUAAUGAAGUGACCAGAGCCCUGGAAAGGAAUGACCUGCUUUUAGUCUUAGUGUGUAAGUCAGUCAAGCCUGCCAUCAUCACCUCACACUUGAUUCAGUUAAGUUUAAGCAGGACUGUCCCUGCUUGCCAGGUUCCCCGUCUUAGUGAGAGGAUUGCACCUGUUAUUGGCUUAAAAUGUGUCCUAGCCUUGGGGUUCAGAAAGAAUACCACUGACUUUACUGAUGAAAUAAAGGCUAUAAUUCCCAGAGUACCCAGUUUACAUGUACCAUGGCUUCAUGAUGUAAUUGAAGACUCAAGGGAAAAGCCAGAGAGUGAAUCUUUGGAAAGGCAAGACAAAGAGAUUAUGGAAACUUCAUAUGAAGACCUCUCUAAACAGAAGAGGAAACUGGCUGAAGGUCAGCAGGCUUCUGCUAUAGGGUUACAACCCCUAAAAAUAAAGAAACUAAUCCCAAACCCGAGUAAGAUAAGGAAACCACCCAAAAGUAAAAAAACUGCUUCGAAGUAA
This is a messenger RNA of Orycteropus afer afer, 855 nucleotides long. It is a transcript of the gene RPP38, whose product is annotated as ribonuclease P/MRP subunit p38. Gene Ontology annotation, biological process: tRNA 5'-leader removal. The transcript has a single exon. Lineage: Eukaryota; Metazoa; Chordata; Mammalia; Tubulidentata; Orycteropodidae. Gene Ontology annotation, molecular function: ribonuclease P RNA binding; ribonuclease P activity. Bases 1 to 855 code for a protein of 284 amino acids. The record is from RefSeq and is a predicted model, not a curated record. Gene Ontology annotation, cellular component: ribonuclease MRP complex; fibrillar center; nucleolar ribonuclease P complex.